AUGAAUCCAAUGGAUGUUGUUCCUAUAAAUCUCAACGCAAUUAAUAUACCACGAGUGCCAGGAAUAAUUACACCCAAUGAAUUUCAAGAAUUAAUUCAAAAUAUUAAUAAGAAACUCUCAUCUAAAAAAACAUUGAUUAUUCUCUUAAUUCCUGUUUUAAUUGAAAUUGUAAGUAUUGCAUUAUUUGUUGUUGGUGCAGUAUUAUCUGAACGUAUUGGUAGCACAAUAUCUCGUAUACUAAUUUACGAUGGAAUAGGAAUUACUAUUUUGGCAAUCAUCUGCUUUUUCAUUGUAAUUUCUUUUGCACAAUCACGACGUCCAGUCGAGAUGCGACAAGCAAUUGAAAGUGAAUCGAUUAAAUAUUCUACACGAUCAACAAAACCAUGUAGUUGGCAUUUGAAUACUACUAGAUAUUAUGGAGAAAUGUAUAAAGGUUAUCGACAAAUUAGAGUCGUCACCAGUGUAAGUAUCUUUGUUUCAUAUUAG
Adineta steineri is the source of this 486-nucleotide messenger RNA. The record is from the annotation of a GenBank genome assembly. NCBI's taxonomy places the organism in Eukaryota, Metazoa, Rotifera, Eurotatoria, Adinetida, Adinetidae.